AAAGACAGCACUUUUUAUACUUGACGAAUUUUAGCGACACCAGCUAGAGCACCAUGAUCAAAGCUGAGGAUGGCACAGUCCCUCCUCCCUCUCCGCUUCGGGAUGAACCAACAUGCUUCACUCAAGAUAUUCCCGGUCCCGCUUCGGGCUCCUGGCAACCUGCUGUGCACGAGUCUCCGUCAGUCAACACCCAUAACAAAGAUGAAACGAAUGUGAUAUUGCCAUAUGCGAUCGAAGAACCCGAGGAUGAGCCUGCCGACACCUGGAAGGAGGCAGGUGCGAGACCGAGGUCGGCGUUACUUCUCCGGGAAAGUUCAGGACCCAAGCAAGAUGAUUUGGCGGACUCGAUGGAGGGUCUUUAUUGCGAUUCGGACCCUACAAGCCGCCGCUCAAGCUUCGCCGCUAAACGGGGCAUGAAGCGAAAGCCGUCGAGUGCACCUACCGCCCCGACUCGUCCAGCUCGAUCACACUCAACCAGCAACUCUUCCAAUACUCAAGAGGGAGGAUGCAACGGUCGUCCCAUAAAGCAACGUAGGCGAAGCCAGCGUUCAAGGAACCAUCUGGGGUUAUUCUCCGAUGUGUUUUGGCACGGGGGGGCCACCCCAGCGCGCAUAGUAAAUAUGGCAACCCGAACAUCGACUCGCCAGGCCGCCCAGAAGGCAAAGGAAGCCAUUGCGGCGGCUCCUGAUGUUAAAAGCCGAGGUACUGCUGGCGCAAAGCGCAAGGGCAGUGCUGACAAGGGAGCGGAGUCUAAGCGUAGCAAAAAAGAGGCCGACAAAGAGCCGGACGAAGCCAAGCAGCCCACGACCGGAAUUGAUGCGCAACCACCUAAAGGUCAUUCUGAGCAGGCCGGAAAGCCAGAAGCGAAGCCCGAAGAGCCGAGCAAUAAGCCUGCAGCUAAGCCAGAGGGUGAGCUCAAGGGAGGACCAGAGAAACCUGGCGAGAAGCCAGAGGACAAGCCAGAGGACAAGCCAGAGGACAAGCCAGAGGACAAGCCAGAGACCGAGUCAGAGACAAAGACAGAAGAAAAAGCAGAAGAACAGUCAGAGCUGGAUGAUGAGAACAAACCCGAAGACAUUCAAACAGAAACCAAAGAACUCAAUUUGGCUCCCGCCAAGGGCAACGAAGCUGGCGUCGAAACCUCGCAGGAGAGGGAGGAAAAGGUUCCGUCAAACAUCCUUGAAAAGGGUAUUAUUUACUUUUUCUACCGGUCCCGAGUCAAUGUGACUGAUCCUCAGGGUGUCGAUGAUGUUGCGCGCACUUUUGUGGUUCUGCGACCAACUCCCUUGGGAGCUACCUUGGACGCAAAGCAGGGCCCGGUUGACACUGGUGCCAAAUGUCGUUUGAUGGCUCUUCCAAAGAAAAGAUUCCCGACCUCUGGUCGUGAUCGAGUUAUGGGAUUCGUCGAAAAGGCUGGGCAAUCCAUGAAAGCACUGCAGGAAAGCUUCAUUGCUGGAGGGCAAUAUGACACCACCACCCAAGGCGAGCGUACCGUUCCUGAUGCCCGUCCGUAUGCAGAAGGCGUCUACGCAAUUACAUCUACCAAACGAACCUCUCAUCUGGCUUACGUUCUCACAAUUCCUGAUCAGAUUGGAUCACUUCAGGAAGACUUUGGCCUCCGGGCACGGGGCAGCUGGGUUGUGCAGUCGAAGAACCCAAAACACCCUGGGCCAUCCUACGCUCAACUUCCUAAAGAUCCCGAGUAUCCCGACAGUGUGCUUGCUAAAUUCGGCGACUACCGCUGGAGGCCGCUGGAGCCUGAAUUCAUCGAUUAUCCCAACGCACAGUUCCUUGUGGUUGGGGAAGCUGUGGACGAGCUUGGAAAGGCUGCAACUGCAGAGGAGGAUGGCAAGAAAGCUGAUGAGGUGCAGCCUGGAGAAGAGCUCGAGCACCUAGAGCAGGAAAACGAGGAGCGGGUGGAAUCUCUGCGGGGAGACGAUACAAUCUAUGAGGAUCUUGGUCUCGAUGCGAAGAACUAUCCUGCCGUUCCGACAACCUGGGAGAGUCCGUAAUGAGCUUGGGUAGCUGCGAUGACCAAAAAGUAUCUUGUAGGACAUGGCAGGCCAACAACGACGCGGCAUGAUAGAAGAUGAGGACGAUGACGCUGACGAAGAUGAGAUGAAGUCAGUGUGAAGAUCACCGCUGCAGUCAACUAAAAAUAAUGCGAAUGCAAUGCAAUUACUUGUUUCCUUGGCUAUGGCCUAUUCGGCCGUGGUCCUCCACAGGUUUAGAACGAAUUGCAGGC
Messenger RNA from Aspergillus brunneoviolaceus CBS 621.78, 2245 nucleotides. RefSeq lists its product as uncharacterized. Lineage: Eukaryota; Fungi; Ascomycota; Eurotiomycetes; Eurotiales; Aspergillaceae. The transcript is spliced from 6 exons. The coding region runs from base 54 to 2012 and encodes 652 amino acids. The record is from RefSeq and is a predicted model, not a curated record.